AGUUGAUUCUUUUUAGUGUAUCAAUUUUUUGUAGGGUUUUGGCUUUUGAGGUUCUGAGCUUGGAAAUCCUCAUGCAUUAGAUAUACGAUUUUCUAAAGAGUUUUUGCUUCGGCAGCUGUGUUGACAAAGAGAAAAGAAUAUGUUGGAGGGUACAAAGUUUACUGGAAUUAUGGGCAUAAACAAUAAUCAAGACGAUUUCUCUCAGAACUUUUAUCAGAAGCUCAAUGAGGGUUCGAACAUGUCUAUUGAUAGUUAUGGUAGCUUGCAGUUGAGCAAUGGAGGAGGUUCCGUUGCCAUGUCAAUGGACAACAGCAGCGUUGGAUCAAAUGAUUCCCAUACACGCAUAUUAGGUCACCAGGGCCUCAAGCGUGUUAAAAACUAUUCAGUAGCGGCAAGUGUCAAUCGUGGGAGAUCCCCUAAUGGGCUGAGCAAUGAUGCAUUGGCUCAAGCUUUGAUGGAUGCUCGAUAUCCGACUGAGGGUCUUGGAAAUUAUGAUGAGUGGACGAUUGACUUGAGAAAACUUAACAUGGGGGAUGCUUUUGCUCAGGGGGCAUUUGGGAAGCUCUACAAGGGUACAUAUAAUGGUGAGGAUGUUGCAAUUAAGCUUUUGGAGAGGCCGGAGAAUGAUGCAGAGAGAGCGCACUUGAUGGAGCAGCAGUUUCAGCAGGAGGUGAUGAUGCUGGCUACACUGAAGCAUCCAAACAUUGUUCGCUUCAUUGGUGCAUGCCGUAAACCCAUGGUCUGGUGUAUUGUGACAGAAUAUGCAAAGGGGGGAUCAGUGCGUCAGUUCUUGACUAAGCGAAUGAACCGAUCAGUGCCUUUGAAAUUGGCUGUAAAGCAGGCCUUGGAUGUGGCUAGGGGGAUGGAAUAUGUACAUGGACUAAAUUUGAUUCACCGAGACUUGAAGUCAGACAACCUUCUAAUUUCUGCGGACAAGUCUAUUAAAAUUGCAGAUUUUGGGGUUGCUCGUAUUGAGGUGCAGACCGAAGGAAUGACACCAGAGACAGGAACAUACAGAUGGAUGGCCCCGGAAAUGAUCCAGCAUAGGCCUUAUACCCAGAAAGUUGAUGUGUAUAGCUUUGGGAUUGUCCUGUGGGAGCUUAUCACAGGGUUGCUUCCAUUCCAGAACAUGACUGCUGUUCAGGCUGCGUUUGCUGUUGUCAACAAAGGCGUCCGUCCCAGUAUCCCCAACGACUGCCUUCCAGUUCUCAGUGGGAUCAUGACCCGUUGCUGGGAUGCUGAUCCUGAUGUUAGGCCCUCCUUCAGUGACGUAGUCAGAAUGCUUGAGCAUGCAGAGACUGAGAUCAUGACAACUGUCAGGAAGGCCCGUUUUAGGUGCUGCAUGACUCAACCGAUGACUACAGAUUGAUCAUUGAUGCAGGGAGAAGAUAUUAGAAGCAGUAAGAAGACAGUAAAGAAUUGUUAAGGAAAAGAAAGAAAUAAGGGGGAAAAAAAAUACUGAUUUCCUGUCAGCCUUGUGUAUGUAUCUGGCUCAGUUUAUUUCUUGAGAUAGAAAAAGGAGAGGAAACUGUGAUAAGAACUGCUUGUUUUGGUAUUUCUUUAAAAAAUUUGUGGAUUUUAAGAAUUGAAUUAGUGGUAAUAGAGGUGAUUUGAUGUGUAUUAUACUUGCCCUUGGUGCCAUAUUUAAAUCUUUCUUCUUUCUUAA
Messenger RNA from Olea europaea var. sylvestris, 1666 nucleotides. RefSeq names its product serine/threonine-protein kinase HT1-like. The transcript is spliced from 2 exons. The record is from RefSeq and is a predicted model, not a curated record. NCBI's taxonomy places the organism in Eukaryota, Viridiplantae, Streptophyta, Magnoliopsida, Lamiales, Oleaceae. Gene Ontology annotation, cellular component: cytoplasm. Gene Ontology annotation, biological process: signal transduction; protein phosphorylation. Gene Ontology annotation, molecular function: protein kinase activity; ATP binding. Bases 140 to 1369 code for a protein of 409 amino acids.